CAUAUUGACAAAUUGCAUCGCAAUCAUAAAAAAAUACAAUACAAAAUUAUUAUUUUUUUCAUGAUAGUACCGCGAUUUGAAAUUUUUAGAAGAUUUAGAACAGAUUUUAAACAUUCAUGUUUCAUAUUGCAUGCUCAAGUGUGAAUGAAUCUUAAUGCGAAUUUGAAAGACUGUGACAACGCUAAGGCGACUUUCAAAUGUCAAAUGUUGUUAUUCGACUCACCAAACACAAAAUUAACUUCGCUAUCUUAGUUUGAUAAUGAUUUCAUACGAUAAAUAAUUGAUUACAAGGUGAUGGAAUUUGUCAUCCAAAAUAUUAAUUCGUGGUAAUAUUCCAAGUAUAAAAUAAGCAUUAUUUUUGGUGACAGAACAAACAGCUGAUUGAAUUCUGUCACAUAUACCUGCUACCUGAUCAAUAUGGAAAAGCAUCCCGAGAAUGUAAUACAUGUGACCGGAUUUGGGCCGUUUCGCGGUUUUACCGAGUCAAAUCCAAGUUGGUUGGCUGUUUCGGCAUUGCCGGACAACAUACUGCAUAACAAUGAAUUAAUUCCAAUUGUAAAGCACGAAAUUCCUGUCACUUACGCCGCGGUCGAUCAAAAAGUCAAAGAAAUUUGGGCCAGCAAACCGAAGUUGGUAGUUCAUUGUGGUGUUCAUGCAAAAGCCGAUAAAAUUUGCUUGGAAAAGAAUGCAUUCAAUGGGAAUUUUCGUGAAGCUGAUUAUUCAAAUAAGCUGCCCGAUUGUUGCAGCGUAAUGCUACCGAAUGGUGGAGUGGAGUGCGAAAAGAUAUGUACCACACUGAAUUUAAACAAUAUUAUUAGCGAAAUUGAUACAACAGCACCGAUGAAGUGUUCGAAUCAUCCGGGAAACUACUUAUGUGGCUAUAUUUACCUGAAAUCUCUUGAUGCCGAUCGAGCUCGAAGUUUAUUUAUUCAUGUGCCAUCACCGCGAGAAAAUUUGACCGUUUCAAAUAUCAGUGAAGCAAUUUUAUCUGUUAUUAAGCAUUGCGUUAAGCAAUUAGAUAACCAUCGUUAAUCUAUUAUAUCCAGCAGAAGCUGAAUUUUUUCUCAAAAAAAUAAAAGAAAAAAAAAUAUCUGAAAUAGUUUCUGACGAUAGUUUUCUAUAAUAAAAGAAAGGUCUAAAAAUGCCAUCAAGUUAAAUCAA
This is a messenger RNA of Contarinia nasturtii (swede midge), 1161 nucleotides long. Its product is annotated as pyroglutamyl-peptidase 1. The record is from RefSeq and is a predicted model, not a curated record. Lineage: Eukaryota; Metazoa; Arthropoda; Insecta; Diptera; Cecidomyiidae. Gene Ontology annotation, biological process: proteolysis. The transcript has 4 exons. The coding region runs from base 418 to 1032 and encodes 204 amino acids.